This is a messenger RNA of Cucurbita pepo subsp. pepo (vegetable marrow), 1751 nucleotides long. The record is from RefSeq and is a predicted model, not a curated record. Lineage: Eukaryota; Viridiplantae; Streptophyta; Magnoliopsida; Cucurbitales; Cucurbitaceae.
CCACCGUUGAAUCCCAGUUAGGAAAUGGUCAGAUAUUAAAUGUAUAGAAAAUAAUAAUAAGAAUAAUAUAUGAAAUCCCCAAAAUGUCGGAUCUUCGGAGGUAUUUGAAGUUAAUUUAAUUAUGAUUAAGAAGUUGGAAAUAGGGUUUAAUUAAGGGUGAGGGAGUGAUUGGAUACAGGGACAAGACAGAGAGGGUUGGAAUUAGUUGUCCGUUGUCCCAAACAAAAUAACAAAAAUGUUCGGAUUCCUAAAGUCAAAUUAAUUCGGAAUCAAUAUUGGGGACUCAAUUGGACUCAUAGCCCAUCAUCGCUUCGCUUUUUCCAGUCAAAAUUAAUUAUGCUAUUUAUUUCACUUUAUUCCUUCUUAUUCCUUAUGUCUACUUUUCUUAUAAUCCAGCUUCAAUUGUAAGUUUGAUUUAUGUAAUUUUCAGAAUGUUCUUUCACAAGUUUCUAAUCAAUUUCUGUUUUUUUUAAUAUCAUUUUAAUAAGUGUAUCUCGUUACUUUGAUUAGUAUCAUUUAAGUUGAAGUAUGCCCAAAUCUACCAGUAACAAAUACUAUUUUAUUUAGCUUUCCCUCUAAGAGCUUCGCUGGGUUCCUUCUUAAGCUUUUUUUUGAGUUUUUCUUUGAAGGGUUUUUCCUCAAGGUCUUAAAACGUGCACACUAUAGAAAAAUUUCGGCCCAGGUUUAUAGGUUGGGUCAAGUGGAGUUGAGGUAGUCAAUGGAGUUUGGAAGAACAUUAAUGAAAAGUUGAGUCAAUAAUGAGGCACACAAAACAAAGGAAUCUAAUAACUAGACGUGGCCAGCAAAACGUGACUAUAAUGAAACUUUAAAAAAUUAUUUUUGAAAAAAAAAACAUAAAAAAACAGAACAAUUUGUUAAUGAAAUGCAUCACUAACGACUGGUUGAAUGCAUUGAAAGGGGCGGCUUAGAUCCAUUCCCCCUUUUCAAUGUCCUUUCCCUUUCCUAAAACACCUUUAAAAAUAAAAAAACAAAAUAAAACAAAAUAAACGUUUCGUCUUCGGCCUCGGCCCAAUGUAGUAAUCUAAUGGGCCUUAAAGAUCAAUCCGAUACGCAAAAGUUUAGGCCCAUGAAAUUAUAGCCCAGCCCAAAGAAAGAAUUAGACAGACACACGUGGCAGGCGAGUGGAAUGCAAUGCGGUGGCGAUUCAUAAAACGGCCAUGAAAAUCAUGUGGACACGUGGUUUCAUAUUAAACCCCGAUGUCUAAAAAAAGAAAAAAGGGGGAAACGAUUUAGGGCAAUAGGAAUUUGGAUCAGUGCAGAAAAAUGGAGACUAACCAGAAGGUGGAGAUGGAGAGGGAGCAGCAGAGGCGAGAAGAAACGAAGAAGCUAGAGCAAGAACCACCGCACUAUAUAUCCCCGAUGCAGCCAUUGACGGAAAGUGCUUACGGCGGAGGAAUGUACGGUGCCGAGGAAGGCCAACAGCAAAGCCUACAGAAGAAGCCCGCGAGCGACACGCAGAGCGCCGACGGGCCUGUAGAAUCGGGAAUGAAGCCGAAGCACGCGCCCCCGCCGUCAUCUGGCGAUAGAGACAUCGACAUCACCGGGCAAUCGUAUUUCCAGUAGCCUGCAAGGUUCGUGGCUGCCGAUUGCCUUUUGUAUGUGUGUUUAAUAAUGGCGAAAGGUAGUUCGAAUGUUGUAAUCUGUUUUCUUUUUUCCUCUCAAUAAUGCGUUUCCGAGUACUUUGAAGGGCAAAUAUGGUAUUUUACCAACCGGUGAUAGUUAGAUUUUAA